AUGAAAUAUCAAGGAGCUAACAAUGACAAAUUUUCUGCUCUAAAUGAAAAAUCGCAAGUCAAGGGGAGCUGUGGAUCAAAUGGGGAAUAUAAUGGAGAGGUCUUAGGUGCUGAUUUGAAUUUAAUUGAUAAUAUCAAAAUUGAUAAGGAUAAAAAUUCGCUUAAUAUAUAUGAUGUAGAAAUUACAGAAAAUGACUUACGGCAGCUUUUUAUUUUAAAAAAAUAUGGAAUUAAUGAAUUUAAAAGUAGUAAUAACAAUACUGGUUUUGGAUCAUCAAAAAUGUGUACAAACGAAACGGAAGAGAAGAAAAAUAUACAAAGGAAAUAUAAUAAAUUAAAUUAUGCGAAGGAGGAUACGUACUCAUCGGAUAAACUAAAAAUGGUCUCAUUAGCUAAUUGCACGAAUUUUUUAAUAGAGAACAGAAUAAAUAAAGAUAUAGAUAUACUACAUAGUAACACAGUGAAUGCACUGUUUAUGGAUUUUUAUCAUUUAGUAAUGGCCUAUACAUUUUUUAGACAAAAUAAGCAUGAAAAAAAAUCCACUUUUGAAAUUUAUUUUAGAAAAUGUCCAUUUAAUGGAGAAUUUGCUAUAUUAGGAGGAGUAUAUGAUGUUAUAAAACACAUUAAUAGUUUUCGCUUUGCUAAAGUACAAUUAGAAUUUGUUAAAAAAAAAAUGUGUCAUUAUGAAGAUAUUGACAAGUUCAUAAAUUAUUUACAAAAUUUAAGUGGACGAGAUGUAGUUAUUUAUUGUAUGGAGGAAGGAUCUAUAGUAUUUGCAAAUGAACCUAUAAUGGUUGUAGAAGGUCCAAUGCUGAUAUGUCAAAUAUUAGAAAGUGCAAUUCUUAAUUUAUUAAAUUAUCCAACAUUAAUAGCUACAAGUAGUAUGAAAUAUAAAAUUUCCAUAAAUUAUAAAACUCUAGCUGAGUUUGGUUGCAGAAGAGCACAAGGUCCUGAUGGUGCAUUAAGUGGUACAAGGUACUCAGCUGUUGGAUGUGAUUUUACUUCAAAUGUUUAUGCAUCCUUUUUAUAUGAUAUUCCUAUAAUUGGUACUAUGUCACACUCCUUUAUAUCGUCUUUUCAAAAUGGAGAAGAAUUAUAUAGUAAAUAUUUAGAUAAUCAUGACUUUUUAAGUAUUAUAAAUAAAAAUAAAGAAAUUGUUCACAAGUUAUAUAACUGUGAAUUCGCAAAAGAGAGCGAAUUAAUAUCUUUUAUAGCAUUUGCACAAAUUAAUCCUAAAAUUUUUAUUUGUUUAAUUGAUACAUAUGAUACCUUAAAAUCAGGAAUUUUUAACUUUUUAAUUGUAGCUUUAUCAUUACAUGAAAUCAAUUAUAAACCUAUUGGAAUAAGAAUUGAUUCAGGGGAUUUAAGGUAUUUAACAAAUGAGUGCAAAAAAAUAUUUAUUGAUAUAUCUCAAAAAUUAAAUGUCCCUUUUCAAGACUUAAAAAUUUGUAUUAGUAAUGAUAUUAAUGAAAAACUAAUAAAGCACUUACAUGAAGAAGAUCAUCAUAUUGACAUAUUUGCAAUCGGAACAAAUUUAAUUACAUGUCAAUCGCAACCAUCCUUAGGUCUUGUUUAUAAACUAGUUCAAAUUAAUAAUCAUCCCUGUUUUAAAAUGACUAAUGAAAAUAACAAAUCAAAUUUACCUUAUAGAAAAAAAGUAUAUAGAUUAUAUACCGAUGAUAAUUUUGCUUCUCUUGAUUUUGUGCAACAUUUUGAUGAACAACCACCAGUUGAAAAUCAAAAAAUAUCUUGUAUUAGUAUUCUAGAUAAUAAUAAGCCAUCAUUUAUUAUACCCAAAAAAGUAGAACAAAAGUUAUUACUUACCUGGGACCAUGGAAAACUUUUAACUGAACUCAAAACUGUACAAGAAUUAAAGAAUUAUACACUAGGUGAAUUAACGAAAUUUAAAAAGCAGCACCUUUCUACGAAUAACCCCGUUCCAUAUAAUGUUCUCUUCUCUAAUAACUACUAUGAAUUGUAUAAAAAUUUACUUUUAAAAAAUUCUUUUAGCACUGCUUCAACGUAG
Plasmodium malariae is the source of this 2025-nucleotide messenger RNA. RefSeq names its product nicotinate phosphoribosyltransferase, putative (gene NAPRT). NCBI's taxonomy places the organism in Eukaryota, Apicomplexa, Aconoidasida, Haemosporida, Plasmodiidae. Gene Ontology annotation, molecular function: nicotinate phosphoribosyltransferase activity. The transcript has a single exon. The record is from RefSeq and is a predicted model, not a curated record. Gene Ontology annotation, biological process: NAD+ biosynthetic process. The coding region runs from base 1 to 2025 and encodes 674 amino acids.